Closterium sp. Naga37s-1 is the source of this 402-nucleotide messenger RNA. NCBI's taxonomy places the organism in Eukaryota, Viridiplantae, Streptophyta, Zygnematophyceae, Desmidiales, Closteriaceae. The record is from the annotation of a GenBank genome assembly.
AUGAAUCUUUGUGACAAGAGCUCUAUUCUGCAGUUUAUUUUGAACCACACCAUGCACCCCACCAUGCACCCCACCAUGCACCCCACCAUGCACCCCACCAUGCACCCCAUCAUGCACCCCACCAUGCACCCCACCAUGCACCCCACCAUGCACCCCACCAUGCACCCCACCAUGCACCCCACCAUGAACCCAUACCCUGAGCGGGAGCGAGAAGGUGCUAAAUUCUCAGUGGCUGCCCGGCCACUGAGAAGGGGCCCUCGAAAUCGCUGCCCUGAAGAUCCUGCUGAGCUGGCCGCUCGACGGCAGAGCAGGCAGGAUGCAGCAGAGGGUGACACGUGGCAGGAUAUGGAAGAUGGUUCUUUGGGAUUGCUGGAAGGGGAGGAGGAGGAAGGGGAGUCAUGA